This is a messenger RNA of Talaromyces rugulosus, 1044 nucleotides long. RefSeq lists its product as uncharacterized. Gene Ontology annotation, molecular function: metal ion binding. Lineage: Eukaryota; Fungi; Ascomycota; Eurotiomycetes; Eurotiales; Trichocomaceae. Bases 1 to 1044 code for a protein of 347 amino acids. Gene Ontology annotation, biological process: snoRNA splicing. Gene Ontology annotation, cellular component: U2-type spliceosomal complex. The transcript has 2 exons. The record is from RefSeq and is a predicted model, not a curated record.
AUGGCGGGCGAGAACACAGAAGCGGCGCUAGCCGACGCUCCUCCUCAAGUGACUUUCAAAAAGCGUUCUGCCAAAGCCAAGACAAGCCUGCGCAAGAAAGCCGCGACGCCGCCACCAACAGGCGAUUCCGAUUCCGAUUUCACCUCCUCAGACGAUGACGAGGGCCGGCGCAUAAAACGACGCCGGAAGAAUGCGACAGUGACAGCUUCGUCAGCAUCAAACAAUCUUGCCGCCCAUCGAAAGGCAGAUGGUGACAGCGCCGUCUACGCAGCUGCGGCACCGCUCGUUUCCUCAAACGAUGCUACGAAACAGUCGAAUUGGUACGACGAAGGAGAAAACAAUGGCCUCAGCGCAAAGGAAUUGCUGGGCAAAACAAGAGCUACAACAAAUACCGCUCCAUCCGCCGAUGGCACAUAUAGAGGCACGGGAAACUAUCAAUCUUUUGUUCGCAAAAACCCAGAUGCGCCGAGCAAGCAGUUCGGUCCCACGAAGGCGUCGACCAAUGUACGCACCAUAACACUUACCGACAUGGCUCCUGAUGUAUGCGUGGAUUACAAAAAAAGUGGAUUCUGUGGAUUUGGCGAUUCGUGUAAAUUUGCCCAUAUGCGGGAAGACUACCAACAUGGAUGGGAACUCGACCGAGAUUGGGAAAUCAAGACCAAGGGCAAAAAAGUUGUCGGGCAAACCGUGUCCUCGCGAGAGAAUAGGGACAAGGCAGCGGGAGACGACGAUGACGAAAACGACGACAAGUUGCUUGAGAGCAUCCCCUUUGCCUGCAUCAUUUGCAAGAAUUCUUAUAAAAACCCUAUCAUCACCAAAUGUGGGCACUACUUUUGCGAGUCAUGUGCUCUACAGCGAUAUCGAAAAAACCCAUCGUGCGCUGCUUGCGGCGCGGGCACAGGGGGCGUGUUUAAUAUGUCUAAGAAGCUCAACCAUCUUUUAGAGAAGAAACGAGAUAGGGCUAGGAAGCGUCGGGAAGAGGCUAUUGCCAACGGCGAGGAAGUGGAAAGUGGCGAAGAGGAGCCUAUUGGGACAGAGUCCUAA